Messenger RNA from Darwinula stevensoni, 467 nucleotides. Lineage: Eukaryota; Metazoa; Arthropoda; Ostracoda; Podocopida; Darwinulidae. The record is from the annotation of a GenBank genome assembly.
UCACAGUGAGUGCUCACUGAGUGAAAAGUACCACAAGAGGAAGGAAAGUCAGAGAUUUCGCUCCCAGGAUGAAGUUGGGCUAUUUCAUCUUCGCCGUGUUCGUCAUCGGUCCUGCCUCUGCUCAGUGGGAGGAAUUCAUCGGCCAGAUCGUCACAAAAGUGAUGGGACUGUGGAAGGACGAGCAGGUGGAGUUUCUGGGUCAUCGAUGCGACUACUCCAUGUCCCCCGGCUUCUACAGGUGGCAACUGCAUUACAAGACGAAAGUGAUGUGUCCUGGCUGGACCACCAUCAUCGGGCGAGCUAAGACCAGGAGUCCAAGCGGAUCUUUGGAGCAAGCCACAAAGGACUUCGUGAGCAAGGCUUUAAAAGCAGACUCGUUUGGAUCUGAAAUGUUCCAUCAUCUCUUUGGAAUUCGUGACCUAGGACUGGUGACAGAAGAGCAGGUGAAAGACAUUAUUCGUGCCUAA